CUCUCUCUCUCUCUCUCUCUCUCUCUCUCUUUCUAUGUGCGUGUCAGCGUGUGUGUAUAAAACUGAAUCACUUCCUUUCCUAUUUCUGUACAUGCGCCUUGCUUCUGAGAAGCUCGCUUGAAAUCGAAAUCCCACAUUCAAUUGCUCUCUCUUUCUGUGCUUUCUUAGAUGGAAGGCAUGCACAGGUGCUCUUCUACUGCUACUACUACGACUACGUCUGAGUCUUCCUCUUCAGACUCUUCUUUGUCCAGUAAGACACCAAGGGAUUGUAAUAAACCAGAGAGAAUCAAAGGUCCAUGGAGCGCCGAAGAAGACCAGAUUUUGAAGCGUCUUGUCGAACGAUAUGGCCCCAGAAACUGGUCCCUGAUAAGCCGUUACAUAAAGGGUCGGUCGGGCAAGUCGUGCAGGCUCAGGUGGUGUAAUCAGCUGAGCCCCAGCGUGGAGCGCCGGCCCUUCUCGCCGGCCGAGGAUGAGACCAUCUUGGCUGCCCAUGCGCGGUUCGGGAACAGGUGGGCCACCAUAGCCCGGUUGCUCCCGGGCCGGACCGACAAUGCGGUGAAGAAUCACUGGAACUCCACGCUGAAGAGGAGGAUCGGAGAACAGCCAGUGGACGGUGGUGGUGGUGGUGGCGGCGAUGGGGGCGCCUCGGGAUCUGUGCAGUGCAUGGGACUUGAGGAGGAUGACCCAUUGACUGCGUUGACCCUUGCGCCGCCGGGUAUCGGUGGUGGUGGUGAAGGUGCGGUGGCGGAGCCGAGGCCGGAGCAUUUGCCUUCGGGGUUUUGGGAUUUCAUGAAGGACGUCAUUGCGAGGGAGGUGAGAGAUUAUGUGACCUCCACCUCGUACGAAAAUUCGGGUUUUCAUUAAUGAUGUCUUUUGAUCGUGUAUCGGUUGGUCUCAGUUGGGCUUGGAUUAGUUUGGUGUUAAAUUGUUAAUAUAAUUUUAAUUCGCAAAUGGAAAAUGUACCAUUUCCAUUGCCUAGGCUCCGAUUUAAGCAUUUUAAGGAAUUUUCUCUGACAGCUAUGGUGAACUGAAGCCGAAGGAGACAACUGCAGUGCUUUGUCAUUGAUCAAAGGAACGAAAAAACAAGCAUGACAUCUCAGUUGCUUUGCCACCAAGAAACCGUUCUAAACGUGUCAAUAAUUCAUUGCCAUAUGAAUGGAAUCCGUAUUAUUUGUGCACA
This is a messenger RNA of Alnus glutinosa, 1180 nucleotides long. RefSeq names its product transcription factor MYB73-like. Gene Ontology annotation, molecular function: RNA polymerase II cis-regulatory region sequence-specific DNA binding; DNA-binding transcription factor activity, RNA polymerase II-specific. The transcript has a single exon. Bases 169 to 864 code for a protein of 231 amino acids. Lineage: Eukaryota; Viridiplantae; Streptophyta; Magnoliopsida; Fagales; Betulaceae. Gene Ontology annotation, cellular component: nucleus. Gene Ontology annotation, biological process: regulation of DNA-templated transcription. The record is from RefSeq and is a predicted model, not a curated record.